This is a messenger RNA of Xiphophorus maculatus (southern platyfish), 4820 nucleotides long. It is a transcript of the gene c2cd2l, whose product is annotated as C2CD2 like. Gene Ontology annotation, cellular component: cytoplasmic side of apical plasma membrane. The record is from RefSeq and is a predicted model, not a curated record. Lineage: Eukaryota; Metazoa; Chordata; Actinopteri; Cyprinodontiformes; Poeciliidae. Bases 459 to 2579 code for a protein of 706 amino acids. The transcript has 15 exons. Gene Ontology annotation, biological process: positive regulation of insulin secretion involved in cellular response to glucose stimulus. Gene Ontology annotation, molecular function: phosphatidylinositol binding; phosphatidylinositol transfer activity.
UUUCUAACUGCCUGCUUUUAUUUUGAAGUUCUUCCCUUGCGUAGCUUGUUUUGGUUCAUCCUUUCCUCCUCCACGGCGCCCCCUGGCGGUCACUGCUCUUCUCUGUCAGGUCGUCAUAAUACGCUGGUAUCAGCGGCAGGGCUGUACAUUCAGCACAGGUUUUAAACCUCUCCCAGGCUGUAAUGUCCUGACAGAGAGCAGAAGGUUUGCUUUGGGAUCCGUAGAGGACAGCGGGGAGACCGCGGCGGACAGAUCCCUGAAGGGACGGAGAUGGGACUCAUCUUAGCCGCUGGGUUCGCUCCGUGUCGCCGUGAAGAAAGCUUCAUUCGCUUUGGCUUACCUGGAGGCUGCAGCUCGGAACCUUUAAAUUGAACUUCAGGCUAAAAGUGAGUCGACCUGCUCUCAGUUCUGAUCUUUCCAGCUGGACCAGAGGAUAUGAGAGGCUGCAGGAGGCGCUGAUGGAGCUCCAGGAGUUGAGCUGGCUCUGUCUGGUGACUCUCUUCCUUGCCUCCUUGCUCAUAGUGCUGGGAUGGCUGCUCCAGUACUCGCUGACUGUACUGCGGCUCUGGAAAUCCAGGAAGGCAGCCAAGCAAGGUGGCCGAGAGACAGCCUGGCUGCAGCGGCAGCAGCAUGUCUUCUCCACUCAGCCCCAACAGACUCAGGCUGGAGGCGUAUGGGGCUUUCUGCUGAUGAAGCUGCGCUCUGGCAAGGAUGGAGCUGCUGCCUCUGAGGCUGGGGUCAAAGGCCUGCUGACCUCUCUGUUCUCCUUCAGGUCCUUCAGGGAGCACUGGCAAAGAACCUGGGUGAAGGCUCUGAACGAGCAAGCGUGCAGGCAUGGGAGUUCCCUCCAGAUAACUUUUGACAGCAGUCUCCAGUUAACCGCUGGCUCUGCAAUAGAUAGCGUGACCUGCACUGACCAGUCAGCGAACAAAAUGGUGUUACACUGUAAAUGCUGGGUAGACACGCUGACGUUUCCUGUGACUGUGACCCAGCAGUCACCCGCUGCUGUUUCCAUGGAUACGUAUCAGAUCACUACUGCACCUAUGAUGGCUAAGGUGGACGUGUCCCUGGAGGAAGUGGAGGACGAGGGCUUGCUGAUAUCUUGGACUUUUUCCAAGCAGCCAUCAUUUUCUCUCACCGUGUCCCCGUGUAAACUGCAGAGACAGGGCUCGGAGGCUGCAGCAGACCUGGACAUGAUCAAAGGAAUGGUUGAAGACACGCUGUUCAGCGCCCACCCGGCCAUGGUCCUCAACCUCAAGGCCUCCAUGUUUUCUAGUGUGUCCCCAAUGGACCAUCUCUCAGUGGGAGACAGCGCCACAUCCCAUGGGUUCUUAGUGAGGCGGCUCCUUCUCCAGCAGCUCAGGGUGACCUUAAGUAAAGGCCUGUGGUCCAGAUCAGGGGAGCUGUGCUGCGUCCUGAGUCUGGACCAGCCGUCGGCAGAGAGGAGGACCUGCUUCCUGUCUGUGCCGAGAAACCCCGACACUGCCCUGGAGUGGAGCGAAAAAAUGACUCUGGAGCUUGGCCCGGAAACCAAAGAGCUCAGGUUCAGGCUUUUGGAGCGGAGCGGCACAAGAGAGCAAUUUCUUCCUGGUCACGCCGCCAUCGCCAUGAACCUUCAGUCUAAAACCCCGACUGGGCAACAUGUUGUGUGUCUCAGCGCUGGCCCUGGCUCAGCACCAGAUGCUACCAUCAGCACCGAGCUGCUGUAUGUAGAAACCGUAGACCCUCGCAGUUCCCAGAACGCUUUCCCUAUUCGCUCCUCGUUGACCCCUACGAAGAAGGUCGACGUGGAUCGAACAAUCACGCCAGAUGGCACCAUCGUCACUACCGUCACCACCGUGCAAUCGCGAAUGAAGCUUGAUCGCAGUCCAGGUGAUUCCCCGCUGCGUUCACCAUCCAAAGUCGAGGUGAGCGAAAAGAAAGCAGCCGUGUUGGUGGACGAAAGAGGCAGCAGCAGCACCAGCCCCAACCCGAGCAAGAGCAGUCGCCUGUCUAAUGGCCUGGAUCCUGUUGCAGAGACGGCCAUUCGGCAGCUGACAGAGUCUGCAUCCAAAUCAGCCCGGAAGACGCCAACAAAGAGGAGCACACUGAUCAUCUCCGGCGUGUCAAAGGUUCCUCUCACCGAGGACAACUGUGCACUAUCAACCGGCUACGCGGCCGCUAUGGAUGCGGCCAUGCACGGCAACCACUUCAGGUCGGGGCAUCACCAGGACCCUGAUGAAACCACUCCCUCUGACGUGUCGGAGCGCCCCUCUGUGGAUGACGUGGAGUCUGAUACCGGGUCCGCUGGCGCCUUGGAGACACGCAGCUUGAAGGACCAUAAAGUGGGCUUCCUCCAGAGCGGCUCCAAGCUGCUGUUCCGCAGAAGACACAGAGAAAAGGAGCCCUGUCUCAGCCAGUCCCACGAGGACAUCUCCAACAUGGGCAAUAACUUUGCAGCCCCGGCCACGGGCCCCACUCGCAAAAAGUCUGGCAGCUUCUCCCGGCGCAUCAUCAAGCGCUUCUCCUUCCGCUCGUCCGGCAAAUCGAAAGGCAAGGCUGCUGCUACCAACGGAGGAGCGAGCUCUGUGGAUAAUUGAUUAUAAUCAUGAAAGGGAAUAUCAAAGGCUCUGUGAUCAGCCCUUAACAAGCUGACAAUCCCAGUGGGUUACAACCUGCACUUCCUGAAGGAAGGAUGUUUCUGGAAGGAAAACUCUCUGAAAUGAUUCUUGUACUCCUUCAGUACAAAAAAAAAAAAAAAAAAUCAUGAGAUUAAUCUAAAAUGGGUUGGUGAACUCGGUUUUCUUUGACGAGAGGUCUGCUGCUCAGUGAAAACAAUCGCUGUAGGGGAUUUUUUUCUUAUCCCUAUUUAAACACAAACGACUCUGUUUGAUUAAGACGGGUGAUGGAAAUACUCUAAAACUAUAUAAUUAUGUAAACUCGCCAGUGUGACGUUGCUGGAUGCACUUUGGACUGAGGUUCUCUGCUUUUUUUUUUAAUGGCACAUGUCAAAUUUUGAAAGUUGUAAAAAUAUAAUUUAUUAUUAUGCGUGUCUCUUAAAUGCUAUUUAUUUUCUUCUGCCAAAACCAAGUCAUUCUAGUUGCAUUACUCUGUAAAUUAAUAACAGGUGUGCUUUCUAUGCAAAUUUCUUUUUAAAUUCAUUUAGGUAACAUAAAUGCACAGCACAGUUCAGCUGAGAUAGAUUUCUGGUAUAUCUGCUUAAAAAAAAAAUCUUGUUUCAUGUUUUAUCUUAUACCCUAAAUCAAAAAAGAUAUAGCAUUUAUAAUAAUUUUGUUUUUAUGUAGUUGUUUUCUGUGGGAUAUCAUAUGUUAGGUUUGUCUUUGAAGGUUCAGACAGACUUUUUAUGCUGGGCAAUAAUUUUAUUCAUUCUGAAUUUAGUUUUAAAUGGUCAGGCACUCAAAGGGAUUUCAUUGCUGUAAAUACUUUCAUUGUUGUGCAACAACACUACUUGCUCUGUGUUAAAUAGCUCUACGUACAAUAAUUCUCUACAGAAAAUCCACACUAUUUUAUUAUCACAUUGUGGCCAGUCAGAAGUUUUGAUUUUCUUAUUGGCAUUAAAUAUCAUUAUGAUUUUUUAGGGUGGGAUAAUAAUCAUAAUUAAAGCAAUUUUACUGAAUGAAAUUGUUUAAAAACUUUGGAUUUGAUGCUGUAAUCCACAGAAUAUCAAGUGUAUAUAUAUAUACACUAUCUAUAUAUAUAUAUAUAUAUAUAUAUAUACCUCCAGUCUUCAAUAGCUCUCUAUUGAGUUAGUUGAAUUCUUUCUGCAGACUUGCCUCUUAAACAUGGCGGUCCAUUAAUGUUGGGACUCCAUCAGAACUUACUUCCUCUAUUCCACAACCAACUUCUGCAUCUAAACCAUCUACCAGCUGAUUUCAGGUACAAGCACCACUAGCCGCUAAACAAACAGUUUUGUCUUUAAUCAUGAAACUUUUAUCAAGCAUGUGAUUAGCUUGUUCAUAUAGACAGAAGCUAAUUUCAGUGGCGUUUGAAGCUGCCCACUUUCAGCAGAUGCUUCUUUUUUUCUGAUUCAUGUUCUUGUAAAUAAUUACAUUACUGUUGCCUGUUUAUGAAAAACCUGCACCGGAUUGUGCUUGAACAAUGUAAACUUUUAUAAUUUUUUUUAUUUGAGGUAAUAUUUUAGGCUGGAUUGCUCAGUCUAGGGUACAGUUUGGAGUUCCAACAAGACAAUAGUCCCAAACACUCAUUAAAACUAGUUGGUAGUGGAAAUUCCCAACUUUAAGCGCAUAGAAAAUUAUUUAGCUUGAUUAAAAGCCAAGAAUGUGACAAGAAACCAACCAAUUUUUGUAAAGCGUGGUCACAAACUCAGCCAGAAUUACACCAGAAGCUUUUUAGUAACUAAAAAAUUGGAUGGUGUCAUUUAAUCAAAUAUCAGUGAAGGUGUAUGAUAUACGAGACUGAAUAUCUAAUGUCGUCCCUGUGUGGAUUAGACAAAAUCCUGCACAAAUUCAAGGUUGUUUUAAAAUAUUAUUGAAUCUGAUUGUUACAUCAGUCCACCCAGACAAAAAGCAAAAAUCAAAAUCACUGUUAAAAAGAUUCAGAUAAUUUUUAUUAAUGAUGAGUAUUUGCAAAACUGUCAAAAGCGUUUGGAAAGCGUUCAAGGUGGCUUAGCUCAGGCAAAGUGAACAUGGAAUGUGAUUUUGUGUGGAAGCAGAGGGACUGCACUCAGGGCUGGAAAUUCAAUUAUUAGUAACUGUACAUUAGGAGGAAAACUGCUGCACCACACUGUACAGGAUUUCAGCUGUUUUUCAGAAAACCUUUGAAGUGACUGCAAUAAUUUUGCGACAUCAGAAAAAAACAAA